AUUGUUGGCUUGUACGACGUAGCCGGUGAUUGUAGUAACACAGAGAGAGAGAAAACCGAGGCACGGAUAGGAAACGCAGAUCGGGUGCAAGGGUUUAAUUUAGAGGAAUGAACAGCGAAGGAGUAAGAUAACGUGUCUCCUCUAGCGAGAUCAACGACAGACAGACAGUCAGAGAGAGAGAAGGGAGAUAUUAUCACGGACGAAGGUAGUGUUGCGUAACCAAUAUUAAUAAGCGAAAAGCGAGUACCCGGCCGGUAUUGAAACACCGCGUUUAUUCUAUCGGGUUAUCUCAAGGCUUAUCUGCUUCGUGAAGCGCCAGAGGCGGGUGUCCCAAACUGGGUUACUGCUGGUCUAAUAAUGGAAAACGAUUGCUGAAAAAACUCAACGGGAGAGCUUACCGCCCAUCCGGGAUAUUAGGAGAGAUCCUACCAGCUCAGAGCAGAUACCGGAUUAAAAGCUUAUCCUCAAAGUUAACUAUUAAUGAAAGGCUUGUUUGAACUCGCCGCCUAGCCAUCGUGCUCGUAAUAAAAACCACUCAACCCCUCCCUGCUCAUGAAUAUUCACAACAGAACGAACCCCUGGCGCUUAAUAUUAAUGAGAUCCAUUCGACAGAGGGAUUCCUUCAGUAACGCCCCCUUGACGUCGAUGCUCAUGAAUAUUAACGACCCGGUUUCUGGAACUCCAGAGCGCAGUUCAGUCCGUCUCCGCUCAGGUCUUUCUCUAAGCAACUCAAUAACAUUUAAAACAGGGAAUAAAACCGCAUUUACUUCGGAACCGAACCCCCGGGGUUUACAGAGCGCAGAUUCGGAGGGAUUGUGACCCGUCUCGGUCGGGUUUGAGGUGUUUUUAACAGCACCCCUCGUCAUGUCUUCCUCUCGGGAGCCGUGUCGCUCUGAUCUCUACAUCAAGGCGGAGCCGGAGAGCCCUGAGAGCAUUGGGGGGGGGCAUCAGCAGCACAGCCCCGGGGGCUCCUCGGACUCGGGGCCCCCCCCUGCCCGCGAGCGCUGCUCCCCCCCCCCGAGGGCCCUGGCCAGCCUGCCCAGGAGACUGUGCCUGGUGUGUGGGGACACGGCCUCGGGCUAUCACUACGGAGUGGCGUCCUGCGAGGCGUGCAAGGCUUUCUUCAAACGCACCAUCCAGGGCAGCAUCGAGUACAGCUGCCCUGCCUCCAGCGAGUGUGAGAUCACCAAGAGACGCAGGAAGGCGUGCCAGGCGUGUCGCUUCAUGAAGUGUCUCAACGUGGGCAUGCUGAAGGAAGGGGUGCGUUUGGACCGGGUUCGGGGGGGCAGGCAGAAGUACAAGCGCAGACCGGAGCAGGAGAGCCGGGGGUACCAGGGGGGGUACCAGAGCACCCCCCCCUCACAGCCCCGCAGCAAACCAGCCCCCUGCUCUCAGGUGGUCUCGGCUCUGCUGGACUCCGAGCCGGAGCCCCUGUUUGCCAUGCCGGACCCUCUGCUGCAGGACAGCCCCCUGAAGACCAUGAGCACCCUGUGCGACCUGGCGGACCGAGAGCUGGUCAGCAUCAUCGGCUGGGCCAAGCAUGUCCCAGGGUUCUCCUCGCUCUCUCUCUCUGAUCAGAUGUCGGUGCUCCAGUCGGCCUGGCUCGAGGUUCUGGUUCUGGCCGUGGCGUUCCGCUCUCUCCCGUUCGAUGAUGAGAUCGUGUUCGCUGAGGAUUACGUGAUGGACGAGGAGCUGUCCAAGCGGGCCGGCCUGACCGACCUCAACGGGGCCAUAAACCAACUGGCCCGCAAAUACAGGGCGCUGCAGCUGGACAGGGAGGAGUUUGUGCUGCUCAAAGCCAUCGCGCUCACCAACUCGGACUCUGUGCACAUCGAGGAGGUUGACGCUGUCCUCUCUCUGAAGGACUCUCUUCACGAGGCUCUGUUGGGGUACGAGGCGGGCCGGCACCCCGACUCCCCCCUCCGCGCGGGGGCUCUGCUGCUGACCCUGCCCCUCCUCCGUCAGACAGCCAGCCGCGCUCGGAGUACCUUCCACAGCCUGAAGGAGGAGGGGCGCGUGCCCAUGCACAAGCUCUUCCUGGAGAUGCUGGAGGCUGUGAUGGACUAGGGGCCCCCGAAACAUGCACCCCCCCGCCCCCCCCCCACACUGGAGCUGCUGAACGAGGGGGAGGGAUGAUAAUACAAAGACUUUUCCUCCCAGACACUGAAAUGGAAAAAGGGGAAAAAUGGGGUCCGCCCCCCCCCCCUAAUAACAACUGCAAUCCUGUACGAUUACCCCCCCCCCCCUCCAGACUGCUAAAGAGGAAACGGGGGGGGGGGGGGGGGGGGGGUGGGAGCCCCACACAAAAAUCAACUUGAAUUUUUUUUUUAUGAGAUAUCGUCCUACAGAAUAUAAUAAUAAUAAUAAUAAUAAUAAUAAUAAUAAUAAUGCAAUUAACAAUACUGGUAAUACCAGUAUUAAUGACAGUGUGUAUAUAUAUAGUGUGUGUGUGUGUCUCUCUCUAUAUAUAUAUAUAUAUGACACACAAUUUGUGGUUGAAGUCACUGCUGUGGGACAAAUGCAGCCAGGAAGCGAAAAACAAAACAAAACGAACGUGAAUCCAUUUUCCAAACGAGUCCCUUUGGAAGCUGAAGGAAUGAACGUUCUGUUGUGACGUCACGGUGACGUCGCCUCGUUCCGGAACCCCUCUCUCUCUCCCUCUCUCUGUCUCUCUCUCUGUCUCUCUCUCUCUCCCUCCUCCCUCUCCUCUCUCUCUCUCUCUCUCCCUCCUCCCUCUCCUCUCUCUCUCCUGUACCAGCGGCUCGUUCGCGGCGCUGCGUUCUGUGUUCUGCGUGCGGCUCAACCAGGACUUGAAGUUGUAUUUUUGGCUUUUAAAAGCAGGGAUUACAAAGAAAGAAAUGAAGAUUGCGUCUCGUGUGCGUGUGUGGAAGCGGGGCUUGAGAUUCACAGCGUCUCUGAUGUGACAGACAGAGCCAGCCAGCAAAGACAAUGCAUCUCUCUCUCUGUCUCUCUGUCUCUCCGCACCCCAGUCCAAGCACUGGAAUCCAGCAAAGACAAUGCAUCUCUCUCUCUGUCUCUCUGUCUCUCCGCACCCCAGUCCAAGCACUGGAAUCCAGCAAAGACAAUGCAUCUCUCUCUCUGUCUCUCUGUCUCUCCGCACCCCAGUCCAAGCACUGGAAUCCAGCAAAGACAAUGCAUCUCUCUCUCUGUCUCUCUGUCUCUCCGCACCCCAGUCCAAGCACUGGAAUCCAGCAAAGACAAUGCAUCUCUCUCUCUGUCUCUCUGUCUCUCCGCACCCCAGUGCAAGCACUGUCAAAACCAGAACGAGACAUGUUAUGUAUAUAUACAUACUGGUGUGAUGAAUCCAACAGCUUAGAAACAACGAACUUACAAGCCAUAUUACAAAAGGAGUGAUAAUAUUCAUAUGCAUAACGAUGUUCAUGUGAAUAGUCAUGCUAAGCCAUGGACAAUGCAGGGAACUCUGGGAAAUAACUCAGAUUUAUAAAUUAAAAUGUUUAACCCUUUCAUGCACCUCAUAGGGGGACAGAAUUAAAAAAAAAAAAACUAUCUUCUAUUUUACAUGAAAUAAUCUAUUUAGUUUUUUAUAUAUAUAUAUAUAUAUAAAUCAAUAUUUUGAGUGUGGACAAAAUAUUUGGUAUUUUCUAAAUUAAAUCUCAAAUAUAAAUCUAUUUGUCCCCGGUCUGACAAAUAUAUUUAUAUUUGAGAUUUAUAAAUAUGAAAGUGUUUCAAGAUUUUGUCUGCAUUCAAAUAUUGAUUUGAAAUAUAUAUA
Acipenser ruthenus (sterlet) is the source of this 3751-nucleotide messenger RNA. Its product is annotated as estrogen-related receptor gamma-like. The transcript is spliced from 9 exons. NCBI's taxonomy places the organism in Eukaryota, Metazoa, Chordata, Actinopteri, Acipenseriformes, Acipenseridae. Gene Ontology annotation, cellular component: nucleus. Gene Ontology annotation, molecular function: zinc ion binding; nuclear steroid receptor activity; DNA-binding transcription factor activity. Gene Ontology annotation, biological process: regulation of DNA-templated transcription. The record is from RefSeq and is a predicted model, not a curated record. The coding region runs from base 865 to 2067 and encodes 400 amino acids.